AUGCUACCCGUUUGUGCUAAAUGUCUUGGGUCGGUUAAGAAGCGAGCGGGUUCUCCUUAUUUAACUUGUUCUGGUACGUGCUGCAAGCAUUUUCAUUUUAAAUGUGUUAACGUUUCGGACGAUUUGCAUAACCAGCUGAGCACCAUUCCAGCAGAUCUCACCUGGAAAUGCACUGAAUGUGCCAAUAAAUGCGUGUGCCUAGAUCCAGAAUCUUUGAACAAUUUCCUAGCUAAAAAAUUUGAUGAAAUGUUUAGCAGCCUAAAAAACGUGUUUUCGGACCUAAAAGCUGAGCUGGUAACAAAUAUAUUGAAAAACAAAACCACACCCGUGAUAUUAAUUGAACCUAAAAAUCAUCAUUCAUGUCCUGUUCAUUGUGCAGCCCUCGAAAAACUUAAAACAGAUAUUUUUCAGCAUAGCAAACAACUAGAGAUUCGUGCCGAAAUGAGAUCAGCAAAACAUCGCUACGAAUUAAGACUAUCAAAAAGCGGUCCUAAGACAGUUUAUAAAUACGUCAGGACCAAAAUACUCGCGAAAGUGUCUACACCAAUCAUCUGUGACACAGAUAACGUAUUUGCAAGAAAUGAAGAGGGGACCGCCAACAUCCGUAACCUGCCAGCAUGCACAACACCUCAAAUAAAACCAUCUCUUUCGAACGUUGAUUUUUCUGAUGAAAUUGUCUUCAGUGAGUUUACCAAACUUCCCGAGAAGAGUUCUCCAGGCUCUGACGGUAUUACGUCCCUUGUGCUGAAGCGAUGUGCUACCACUAUUAGUGGUCCCCUUGCGUUUAUCAUGACUAGUGCAUUUCAGACAUCAGUACUGUCACCAAUUUUGCUUCAGGCUCAAGUUACUCCUUUAUUAAAAAGGGCGAUAAAACGAAACCAGAGAACCAUCUACCUUUCUUCCAUUUGCUGUAAAAUCAUGGAAAGAGUCAUAUGUCAUCACCUUCGCCAAUUCUUAAUUGAUAAUUAUAUCAUCUCCUCAAAUCAAUAUGGUUUUUUACCUGGCAGGUCCACCGUUACAUGCCUACUUCGAUGCCUUAACGACUGGUCAUUAUCAUUAGAAAGAAACGAGCCAACGGAUGUCAUUUAUUUAGAAUUUGAAAAGGCGUUUGAUUGCCUUCCGCAUCAUCGCUUAUUGCCUAAGUUAGAAAAUUCUGGAGUGCAGGGUCUUUUGCUAAAAUGUAUUGAGACUUUCCUAAGCGACCGGUAUUUUAAUGUGAGAGGAUUAGUUCUGGGACCACUAUUAUUUCUCGUUUAUGUAUCAGAUCUACUAUCUUUACUAAAGUCCUCUCACUUUUUCUAUGCCGACGAUGGCAAGUUGUAUGGCAACCCAUUAACACUUUCGCAGAUUAUUCAAGAUGACUUUUCAAUAUCUUACAGCUGA
Molecule: messenger RNA, 1383 nt
Organism: Zophobas morio
Lineage: Eukaryota; Metazoa; Arthropoda; Insecta; Coleoptera; Tenebrionidae
Exons: 4
Coding region: 1-1383 (460 amino acids)
Source: RefSeq, a predicted model, not a curated record